Messenger RNA from Camellia sinensis, 756 nucleotides. Its product is annotated as protein MAIN-LIKE 2. Gene Ontology annotation, biological process: meristem development; meristem maintenance. Lineage: Eukaryota; Viridiplantae; Streptophyta; Magnoliopsida; Ericales; Theaceae. The record is from RefSeq and is a predicted model, not a curated record.
AUGGAUGAUGAUCAUGUACAUGAUGCACCAGUUAUGGAUGAUAUUGUUAUGGAUGAUGACCCUGAUGAUGCUGACAUUGUUGAUGAAGAUAUCCUUACUCAGUGUGGACGCGCCCCUGUUUGGAAUGGUGUUGAUGAAAGGGGGCCGUUAAAGUGUCAUAAUCACUCGUCUAAGAUUCGUUCGUGGCCGUGGUGGGAACAAGGAAACAAUGCUACAUUUGUAAACAUUGUGGAGAUGUCAGGACUUGUACACUUAGCUCGUUGCACGUACCGCUUUGUUAACAAAAUUGUAGUGUCUAGUUUUGUUGAGAGAUGGCAACCUGAGACAGACACCUUCCAUUUCACUGUUGGAGAGAUGACUAUCACAUUGGAUGAUGUUGCCACUAUCCUAGGGCUUCUCAUUGUAGGCAAAUCUAUUAGUGUGCGUAAGUUGUCUGAAAGGCGGGCCAUUGCAUUAGUAGUUAAUACCUUGGAAAUUGAUGAGCAAGAGGUCAGACAUGAGAUGUCUACUGCUGGAGGCAAUUCAGUGCGGCUUGAAUGGUUGAGCGCACACUUUCAUAAUGUCAUAGACAAUGAUUCAAUGAAAAGAAUUGCAUGUGCAGGUAGAGCAUACUUGCUAUUUUUGUUGGGUUGUACACUUUUCAGUGACAAGACUGGUACUAGGGUUCUCGUUGUUUAUUUGAGUUUGUUGUCCGAUUUGAUGACUAUAUCUUCAUAUGCGUGGAGUGCUACUACAUUGACAUACUUAUAUAGAUAG